Elgaria multicarinata webbii is the source of this 538-nucleotide messenger RNA. It is a transcript of the gene RPL35, whose product is annotated as ribosomal protein L35. Gene Ontology annotation, biological process: maturation of LSU-rRNA from tricistronic rRNA transcript (SSU-rRNA, 5.8S rRNA, LSU-rRNA); translation. The transcript has 4 exons. The record is from RefSeq and is a predicted model, not a curated record. Gene Ontology annotation, cellular component: ribosome; cytosolic large ribosomal subunit. The coding region runs from base 101 to 472 and encodes 123 amino acids. Gene Ontology annotation, molecular function: structural constituent of ribosome; mRNA binding. Lineage: Eukaryota; Metazoa; Chordata; Lepidosauria; Squamata; Anguidae.
UCUAUGCUCUCAUUGGUCGCUCCGGCGCUCUGGUUUCCUGUUCCUUCCCGGCUUCCGUCCUUUCCUUUCGCGUCGGCGGCUCGAGUCCUUCGUCGCUACUAUGGCCAAGAUCAAAGCCCGUGACUUACGAGGGAAGAAGAAGGAGGAGCUGCUGAAACAGCUGGACGACCUCAAGGUGGAGCUGUCUCAGCUGCGUGUCGCCAAAGUGACUGGUGGAGCAGCCUCCAAACUCUCCAAAAUCCGGGUGGUUCGCAAAUCCAUCGCCAGAGUGCUGACUGUCAUUAACCAGACCCAGAAGGAAAACCUCCGGAAGUUCUACAAAGGCAAGAAAUACAAGCCCCUGGACCUGCGGCCCAAGAAGACGCGAGCCAUGAGGCGACGGCUCAACAAGCACGAGGAGGGGCUGAAGACCAAGAAACAGCAGCGGAAAGAGCGCCUCUACCCGCCUCGGAAGUAUGCCGUGAAGGCAUGAGCCUCAGGCGUGCCCCUGACCCACUGGCUAGCAUUUUCCCAUUAAAGGUGUCUUUUUCCUUUGGAA